This is a messenger RNA of Triplophysa dalaica, 1227 nucleotides long. It is a transcript of the gene nrl, whose product is annotated as neural retina leucine zipper. Gene Ontology annotation, biological process: regulation of transcription by RNA polymerase II. The transcript is spliced from 4 exons. The record is from RefSeq and is a predicted model, not a curated record. Gene Ontology annotation, molecular function: RNA polymerase II cis-regulatory region sequence-specific DNA binding; DNA-binding transcription factor activity, RNA polymerase II-specific. Gene Ontology annotation, cellular component: nucleus. Lineage: Eukaryota; Metazoa; Chordata; Actinopteri; Cypriniformes; Nemacheilidae. Bases 1 to 1227 code for a protein of 408 amino acids.
AUGUCAUCUUCAUCUCUUCCGCUGGCCUCUCUGCCCCCAAGUCCUCUGGCCAUGGAGUACCUCAACGAUUUCGACCUGCUGAAGUUUGAAGGGAAGUCCGACACACCCCCGCCUCCUUCAACCUGCCUAUACCCCAAAACAGACCUCCAUCAGGAGACCAGCGGUUCUCCCUAUGUUCCACGGCCUCCACACGACUCCAGUCUGAGCUCCAGCCCGUACACCUCUCUUCCUCCAUCCCCGACGCUCAGCGACGGACACCCGCCCCCGUCCGCCUCCUCCACUUCCUCCUCGCUCUCUUUCCCGCUGUCUGUAUCCACAGGAUACAUGUCGGGGCAGAGCUCCAGCCCUCAGGGGAACCCGGAUGGGAGCCCGUCCGUUGGGCCGUGUUCGAACCCCACCUCUCUGGAAGACCUGCUGUGGUUAGCCGCCCUGCAGCAACAGUUCGGGGGGGAGCCCGGAGGGGCCACGUCUCUACUGGGAACUCUGGGCGGUGUGCCGGAGCGAGGGGACCGCGAGAGAGGAGGGUUUCUGGGAUGUGAGGAUGCGGUGGAGGCUCUGCUGAACUCCGCCGCAGCGGCGGUGAACUCACAGUUCCCCGUGUUAUCUCAGAGCGCGAGCAGCAGUCACAUGGGUGACUCUGGCAGUGACAGCAGUACUGAUGUUAUUCUUAAUAAGCCGUCUGACAUGUGUCAUCGCCCUGUACUGGUUGUUUCCUCCACCGCUACAUCUCAUUCCAACAUCAACACAGUGGCCGGUCCCUACCCACAAGCCCUUAGUCCACAGAGCCGCCUUCAUCAUCCACAUCAUCCAAUGCAUGGCCAUUACCAUCAUCAUCUUCAUCAUCAUCUGCAAGUCACUCAGUGUGGUUUGGAUGACCGUUUCUCUGAUGAGCAGUUGGUUAAUCUGUCGGUGAGGGAGCUGAACAGACAUUUGCGUGGGGUGAGCAAAGAUGAGGUGGUCCGUCUGAAACAGAAGAGACGGACGCUGAAGAAUCGAGGCUAUGCUCAGUCCUGCCGUUACAAACGUCUCCAGCACCGACACGCACUCGAAUCUGAGAAACACGUUCUCACACAACAGCUGGAGCAACUACAGUGCGAGCUGACUCGCGUGCUGAGAGAGCGAGACACUUACAAAGCUCGAUAUGAGAAGCUGGUCAGUUCACACGAAUCUCAGCUUCCUCAUCCCAACACCUCAUCUUCUCCUCCCGCUCCUGAUUAUUUUUUGUAA